AUAGCUGUAUUCCAUAUUUUAUCUAUAUACGUAGCCCAGUUAUUCUGUCGAAAUGGGGUCAAGAAAGAUGUUGGUAGUCUGGGUACUCGUUCUAACCGCAGUGGGUUCGGACUGUGUCCCCCUCCAGGCAGGCCGUACAUUACAUACUGUGUCCAGAGAUGUAGCGGAUCCUCCGUCCCAUCAAUUGAUGGACUUCCGUCGCAGGAAUCACGUGCACAGUUGUCGUAUAUGUCCGUUUAUUCCCGGAGCACGUGUAAUGUGUGUGCACUAUCAACAAGAGUGCGACGUUCACGAGGACCGCUGUUUCAGGAGCCUAGGAGUCCAAUCAAAUUUUCACGGGUUUAGUUAUACCAAAAUAGAUUAUGACGGCAGGGAGGCUUGGGCCAGAACGGAAACAACUGUGCGAUCAUGUGCACAAGGAAGCCAUGGCGAUGGUUCCGUCACUUAUCAUCCCAUGCUUACACACACGCCAUCUGUUGAAACGACGACCACGCCGAUGAAGUUAGCCUUCCAGACAGUCCAACCUCCAUCGAAUACUGCACAUUCGGUACAUGCUGCUUUGAUGUCUAAUAUGGGAGUGAACACUCACGAAGGAGUCCUUAUAAUCACUGUUGACGGCAUAGAUCACGUGGCCUGUGCGGACGGAUGGACAGAAGAAAACAGUCGAGUCGUUUGUAAAACCAUUGGAUCUCCUCAAGGGUACGUAGCGUCACAUCGGGCCGUACAGGACUACGGAAUACCCGUGCUUAGUGAACAGGUCACUUGUAAUGGAUUGGAGCUGGAUCUGUCUAUGUGUCCGCGUCACAGACAGACACACUGUCCCAACAACCGCAUCAUACAAGUCACGUGUACCGUUACAGCGCCAUUGUAUGUGAGCUUGGUGUCCAAUACCGGAGCGAGAACGCAUGAGGGCAUCCUCAUCAUAACUACAGGAAGCAAAGAUCAUGUGACCUGUGCGAACGGAUGGACAGAAGAAAACAGUCGAGUCGUUUGUAAAACCAUUGGAGCACCUCAGGGACACAUAACGUCACACCAUGCCUUCCAGAACUACGGAAUACCUGUGUUCAAUGAACAGAUCGCAUGUAAUGGAUGGGAAAGGGACCUGUCCAAGUGUCCGCGUCACAGGGACUACACACAGACACAAUGCCUCAAUAAUUACGUCAUAUACGUCACAUGUUCGGUUCCAGCUUCUACAGUUCUACCACCAUCGACCACUCAAACCUCAACCACCACUCCAACCACUACAACUCCAGCCACUACUUCAACCACUCCGACAACUACAAUAACAACCACUACCACUCCAACCACCACUUCUACCACUCCGACAACUACCACUACAACCACUCAAACAACCACUUCGACCACAACUAGGACUACACCCACUACAAGCUCACCAACCACUACAGGACACUGGAUAAACUUCGGCGGUGGCAAAGUCACCUCAACAUCGACGCCCCCGCAAUCCGGAUGGGUACCUUUUGGAUAACCACGGACAAAGAGACGGGACGUGGAAGGAAAUACAAAUGAUCGAUACUUAUCGUUACAGUUUUAAAUAAAAACAGUAGAAACUGAUUUGUUCACUGUCUAUGGGAUCCUUAUCAUAACUACCGGAGGCAGAUA
Messenger RNA from Mizuhopecten yessoensis (Yesso scallop), 1620 nucleotides. RefSeq names its product deleted in malignant brain tumors 1 protein-like. Gene Ontology annotation, cellular component: membrane. The coding region runs from base 53 to 1486 and encodes 477 amino acids. The record is from RefSeq and is a predicted model, not a curated record. The transcript is spliced from 12 exons. NCBI's taxonomy places the organism in Eukaryota, Metazoa, Mollusca, Bivalvia, Pectinida, Pectinidae.